This is a messenger RNA of Raphanus sativus (radish), 844 nucleotides long. Its product is annotated as ADP-ribosylation factor 1. The record is from RefSeq and is a predicted model, not a curated record. Gene Ontology annotation, biological process: vesicle-mediated transport; intracellular protein transport. Gene Ontology annotation, molecular function: GTPase activity; GTP binding. Bases 84 to 629 code for a protein of 181 amino acids. The transcript is spliced from 7 exons. Gene Ontology annotation, cellular component: cytoplasm. NCBI's taxonomy places the organism in Eukaryota, Viridiplantae, Streptophyta, Magnoliopsida, Brassicales, Brassicaceae.
ACUCGUUGGAAGACCCAUUUGCUUGGUUCUUUGGACGACCACCCAUCGGCGACGAGACUGUGAAAGGCUUUUUGGAUUGAAAGAUGGGGCUGUCCUUUGGGAAGUUGUUCAGUAGACUGUUUGCAAAGAAAGAGAUGCGUAUCCUCAUGGUUGGUCUCGAUGCUGCUGGUAAGACUACCAUCUUGUACAAGCUCAAGCUUGGCGAGAUCGUCACCACCAUUCCAACCAUUGGUUUCAAUGUGGAGACUGUGGAGUACAAGAACAUCAGCUUCACCGUCUGGGAUGUCGGGGGUCAGGACAAGAUUCGUCCAUUGUGGAGGCACUACUUCCAGAACACGCAAGGGCUCAUCUUCGUGGUGGACAGCAAUGACCGUGACCGUGUUGUCGAAGCUAGAGACGAGCUUCACAGAAUGCUCAACGAAGAUGAGUUGAGAGAUGCAGUGCUUCUGGUCUUUGCUAACAAGCAAGAUCUUCCAAACGCCAUGAACGCCGCUGAGAUUACUGACAAACUUGGCCUUCACUCUCUCCGUCAACGUCACUGGUACAUACAGAGCACAUGUGCUACCUCAGGAGAAGGGCUCUAUGAAGGACUUGAUUGGCUCUCCAACAACAUCGCUAACAAGGCUUAGGAGAGCAAUUUGUGGGAGAGUCUUGUCUUCUUGGUCUCUGUUUAGUUCUUUCAGUCUCAACACUUUUUUAUCAUUUCGUACUCUGUUCUUCGCUCUCUUAAGUUUUUUUUUCUCUCUCUUAGCAAAGUAUUUGAUUGUUUUUUAUCAUUUUGUCUUGAUGUGCCUUUUUUAACUUUUUUUAUCUAAUAAAUACUACGGGGGGUGUAUUCAACUAA